This is a messenger RNA of Betta splendens (Siamese fighting fish), 6211 nucleotides long. Its product is annotated as LIM and calponin homology domains-containing protein 1. Lineage: Eukaryota; Metazoa; Chordata; Actinopteri; Anabantiformes; Osphronemidae. Gene Ontology annotation, cellular component: stress fiber. The record is from RefSeq and is a predicted model, not a curated record. Gene Ontology annotation, molecular function: myosin II head/neck binding. Gene Ontology annotation, biological process: regulation of focal adhesion assembly; positive regulation of stress fiber assembly. The transcript has 29 exons. Bases 351 to 4373 code for a protein of 1340 amino acids.
GUUGCAAAUGGAUAAGGGCUAAACUGCUUAGAACUCACUAGGUCUUUUUGAAAUGAUUGCUAAACUAUCUUUAUUGUGUUAGACAUUAAAUAAAGCCCGUGUGCAGCCUUCGCUGUAUUGGACAUAUUACAUUAACCAUCUUUAUCUCUUUCAGACUCCAGCGGAGCGCUGCGGGAGAACAGCAACUGGUUUGUUCACGUCGCCGGUGUCGCCGCAACACUUCCAGCCGAGCGAGGAGCACGGGCCGAGGGACGCGCUCCGCCGCCAGUACCGUUGGAAUAACGCGCAGCCGAGCGGCUUCCAUACAACAACCCGGGCCUUAACUCUCGAAGAGCGCGUCUACUUCGCCAAUGGCAAGUCCGGCCGCAGACAUAGGACAGCCUCAUCAGCAUCAUCCUGGGAGUGACUCGGCCGCAGACUCCGCGUUUCACGAGGCACAGACCUGGAUAGAGGCUGUGACUGGGAGAUGUUUCGGUGACAAAGACUUCAGAGGAGGUUUGGAGAAUGGGAUUCUGCUGUGCGAGUUGUUGAGCUCAAUAAAACCUGGUCUGGUGAAGAAAAUUAACAGACUUCCAACACCCAUAGCUGGCCUGGACAACAUUGGCGUGUUUCUGCGCGGCUGCGAGGAGUUAGGACUGAAAGGCUCACAACUCUUUGACCCUGGAGACCUGCAGGACACAUCCACACGGCCGACCUCCAAGACAAGUGACUGCAGCCGAAAACUCAAGAAUGUUUUAAUCACUAUCUACUGGUUGGGUCGGGCUGCCAAUAGCUGUACAUCAUACAACGGGCCCACACUGGACCUGAAAGAGUUUGAGGGCCUGCUGUCACAGAUGCGAAAGGAGGCAGAAGAGGCAGAGAGUCCUAAACGCAGCAUCCGGGACAGUGGCUACAUCGACUGCUGGGACUCUGAGCGCAGUGACUCACUCUCUCCGCCACGCCACGGCCGCGAGGACUCCUUCGACAGCCUGGACUCCUUCGGCUCACGCUCACAACAAACUCCGUCACCAGACGUACUGGUUGCCCGUGGCAGCAGUGAUGGCCGCGGCAGCGACUCAGAGUCUGACGGUGCCCCACACAGAAAAAUGCCAGAUGUCCGUAAGGAUGACAUGUUGGCACGCCGGACGUCCGUCAGCGAGCUGCGGACAGCUAUGCCUUUCAACCAGUACUUACCCAACAAGAGCAACCAGAGCGGCUAUGUGCCCGCGCCACUGCGCAAGAAGAGCGAUAAGGAGGAGGGAGGACGCAAGAGCUGGAGCACUGCUACUUCACCUAUAGGGGGAGAGAGACCUUUUAGUCCUUAUGAGGUCUCUAGCAUAGAUGCACCAGCUCAAGUGCCCCCCAGUCCAUCCCUCACCCCACCCUUAACUCUCGAACCCCCAAUACAGAUUCAGGAGGAGCAUCACAGUAAAAUGGACACCAGGACAGGCGAGCAGACUGUGUCCAUUCCUUGCUUUGAGGUCCAUUCAACGGGCAUGAGGAGGAGUAGUGAGCCUCUGUCCUGCAGCCGGCCUCAGCCUCAUGCAGAGCCCUCCAGGGAGACUUUAACCCACCUGACAGGCACCUCUGAGCUAAGCACCCCAGCUCGCUCGUGCUCAGAGGAGCUUUUCCACCAUACGACGACUUUAGCUGCAAGCGGCACUGCAGUCUGUGUGGUUGCAACAAGUCCUAUCAACACCACUGAGAAGAAUCUACCCACAGCAGAGCAAAGGGAGGCGGAAGCAAGGAAAGGACUCACUGGCACCGCGUUGGCUGCCAAUGCAGAGGACGGGAACUCGGCCCAUCGCACGCUGACCUCUCCUAAACAUAUCGCCACCGCAAGUCCCUCCCACUUCCUUACUGCAUCUGCAGCCAUGGCAACCACUUCAGGAGGAACAAGUGAUACUGGCCGACGAAAGAGUAGAGCGAGGAGUGAAAGUGACGACACACAAAGAGGGAUAUCUUGGUCGGACAGCACUCUCCCUGCAACAAGUCUGAGUAUGUGCGACAUGCGCGGUGAGGACGAGGCCAUGUUGCAGCCGCACAGUCAGAUGCGUCAUGAGCUGAUGCACAACCAGUACAACAGGAUGAAGGAAGAGGAGGAUCACUGGCAAGACGACCUGGCCCGAUGGAAGAAUCGCAGGAGGAGUAUUUCCCAAGACCUGAUCAAGAAGGAGGAGGAGAGAAAGAUGAUGGAGAGGCUGAUGUCAGGAGACACUUGCAUCUCCCAGAGAAGGAGAAGCAUAAAGACCUACAGAGAGAUAGUAGAGGACAAAGAGCGGCGUGAGGAGGAGCUGCGGGAGGCAUACAGAAGAGCCAAAACCCCAGAGGAAGCGUCUGUGAUCCUCCAGCGCUACGCCCAGCGCUUCUCCAUCAGUGAAACAGUCCUGGAACGUCUGCAGCUGCCGAAGCUGCUGGACCGCAGCGUAUCUGCCGACCCCUCUUUCUCGUGCUCGCCCUUCCCUCUCUCCCUCUCCCUCUCCUCCUCCCCAACAACUCCUGACCCUUUUGACAUGGACCCCAGUGGACCCUUGAGAUAUUUGCGCCAGCAGUCUGCCCCAGCUCCCAAGUUCACGUCGACACUGGAAGCGCGAAUCGAAGACUCGUUCCUACACACUCGGCCACAGAUUCGCUCUCGCUCCACUGAGCCGCCAUCCACCCGAGCCCUGUCGCCCAAACCGGUGCCUGUGCUGACACCUAAGCCUUAUUUCCAGACCGCAGCCCCUGAGCUGUGUGCCACCAAUACGGAUGCUUCGCUCCGAGUCAACGGUGACGUAGGAAGCAGCGACGUUCCUGUCACGCCCGAGAGAGACUCUCCUCUCCUGUUUGAGGCGUCUGCGCCCAGAACCAACAAGAACGCUACAGAUGCUCCUUCGACCGCAGGCAGAGGACGCCCAGCGUCAGCAGACAACAAGAAGGGACCAGGUAGCACAGAGGCAGCAUCUAUGGAUGAGGAGGAGGUCACUGAGCAUCCAACACCACCUAGUCGGCCAACCUCGCUCCCAACGCAACUGCAAAAGCCGGAACAAAGCUUCAGGAGGAAUGGAGUCCAGAUGCUUUCUGCACCAAAGGAAGAGAAGUCGAACGCUCAAACUCAGCCAGCGCCACCUACAGGAACUGGACAAGAAGAUUUAGCAUCUGCUUCUCAAAACAGCGUCAACCUUGUCCAGUCAGACGUCAGCACUCAGCAGCGUCAGGCGGUGGCGCUACAGGCAAGUGUUCCCAACUCCCAGCCGUCACCGAGGAGAGAGAAGGUACCGAGCUUAGCUGCUCCUGGGUCAUUUGACUAUCGCCCACAAAGGGAAACAACAGCAGAAUAUGCAAACAGUGUCAGGCCACCACUGGUCACCAGCAACCCUAAGUUACGCUGGGAGUUCUUCGCUCCGCCAGAAGAAGCAGAGAAAGGCCGUCAUGGAGGCGUGUCAGUCCUGGUGUUGCCCCAGGCCAGGCGGGGUGACCGCUGGUCUUGGGACCCGGAUGAGGAGCGAAAGCGUCAGGAAAGGUGGCAGCAAGAGCAGGAGCGCAUGCUGCAGGAGAAGUACCAACAGGAGCAGGAGAAGCUAAAGGAGGAGUGGGAGAAAGCACAGAAGGAGGUGGCAGAGGAGGAGAGGAAGUACCACGAGGAGGAGCGUAGGAUAUUGGAGGAGACUGUGGCGCCGCUGACUCCCUGCUCCUCAGCCCUGCCGUCCCCCAGCCGAGGGGAGCUCUCCUCCACCUCAGAGCCCCAGGACACCAUCGUGCGUUCACUGGCCGACUGGGAACGCAAGCAGGAAAUGUUGAAGAGGCAGUCGAUUCCACAGAGGGGGAGCACGGAGAGUGUGGAAUGGAAGCGAAGAGAAAAUGACAGGACCAGUGACAUCAGCACUGCUGACGACAGCAUGAAAACAGGAAGAAGCUUGGUGAGUCAGAGCAGCAGUCAGACAGACAACCUUGGUCACAGUCUGCAGAAUGGCCAGAAAGCGCCCGCGAUGCCUCCGGCCAAAGCUUCGACUGCGCUGAAGAAGCAACAAGAGCUGUCAGCCGACAGGAGCAAAACCAACCGGCCAGCGGGAGAGCGGAGGAGUGAUGCUCUUGAUAAUUCCAUGAGCCACAGCUCAUCAAAGCCCCCCACAGCAUGCCCAGAACCCCCAGACACUCAGCCUCCAGCACCCAACAGGUCCGUCAGUGGGAAGAAGCUGUGCUCCAGCUGUGGCCAGCCGUUGGGGAAGGGGGCAGCCAUGAUCAUAGAGACUCUCAGCCUUUACUUUCACAUACACUGCUUUAAGUGUGGCGUGUGUAAAGGACAGUUGGGAGAUACAACCACAGGGACAGACGUCCGGAUUAGGAACGGUCUCCUCAACUGCCACCAGUGCUACAUCCGCUCCCGCUCGGCCGGACAACCAACCACGUUGUGAAGCUCCGCAGCAAAGCACAAGGUUCAUGGACGAACAGCCCUGUUUUAACCCGAUUAUCACGUCCUUCGCAGCAUGUCGGGAUCUUAUACAUCCUCUGCAGCUCAGUAACCGCUGAGGAGUCGUCAUAUGAGCCAAACAGGGACCCGAGGACACUCAGAUGUUCAAAAUAUAUAUGCCCAUCGUGUAUGUCAUCUGAUACGUGAGUGAAAUCUGGAUUUGAUUGGUUCUUGUGCCACUACAGACUCUGUUUCAUCACGCAGCAUGUGAGACUGUGGCGGCCAUGUUGGGAGAACAAAACCCUCACAUGUACAGAUGCUUCAACCACAGGAGGGACACGCUGACGUACUGUCAAAGUGAAGAAAUAAACACGGCUUUCAUGUCUUGGUUAAGUAGAAUCUGAUUCCAUUUUCAUUAUUGCCAUUUACCAUUAAUGAACGCAGUAGAACACACGGCUAUUGAGCUGCUUCAUCUAGCUUCCAUUUGGUUUCAUUUACAGUGAUAAGAAUCCAAAAGCAAGAAGGAAAAGUGAAUGUGUGAUCAGGCAGCUUCUAUUGGACUUUAAUCAUCUAAUCAGUCAGAAUGGGUUCAAAUGUUUUUAUAUACGCAGUUUUCAUAAAUAUGCAGUAAAUGUUGCUUUUACUCAUUGUUUAGAUCAACAGCUGCAGUAUUUACAGGAGGAAGUCACUGUUGUUGUCCCUCGGCCCAAAUAGAGACCCUUUUAUCACUACUCCCCUCAGAUUUAAAUGAGCUGCUAAUAUAAUCUCUCUCUCUCCAUGUAGUUUCAUCCUAUGGAGUGACUUGUGAGCUGUUGUUGUGCGUUUGGGUCACAGCGAGCUGUUCCUCAGCCAGACCGUCAGGUUAGAGAGUACCAAAUUUAAUGUGCCUUAGAAAGCAAAGCGCUGCAGAAACACCUGCUACACCCGGUUUAAUUUUUUUAUUUCUGGGAUGGUGGGAGGGAUUUGGCCAAAUCUGAACCUUUGCGCUGCAGAAGGCUGCAGUCCUUCCUGCACCCUGCUCUCCAUCACCUCAUACUGUUUUUUACACAUCAACAACUCGCUUAGUUCCACUCUGCUCUUUUGUUAUUUGCAGUGAUAAAUGCAAUGCAAAGAUUAAACGUACACGUUUAUCUGGAAGAAUGCACAGUAUAGAUUAUAUAUACUUCAGGGGAAAGCAUUGAUUUUUACUUUGAAUGUUUUAUUCUAGAGCGAUAUAGACUUAUGUGCUAUUAUAGGGUAAUUUUGAUAUUCUGAGGUAAUUCUGAUAAUUGCUCACUAGUAGAACAUUUAUAGAAGUAACACAAUCACCAGUACACGUUACAUGUAGUUAAAGAGCAGACAUCACAUGAACACACAUACCAGCAGCAGUUGCACCUGUGCAAUAUUUGUUUGGAUGAAAACUAAAGAGCUGGACAUUUUAAGUCACUACGAGAAGAGCUCGGUUCUGUAUCGUGGAUAUUAAAUACAAAUGCACGUUUAAGCCUAAAACCAAAUGAUUUGCUGUAUGAAAGUAAACUCGCUGAACUGCGUCUUGUAGCCAGGCUUCCCACUAGCUUCAUCUCUGAUCUACAGUAUUUUAAGCUUAUGUUCCCGUUGUGUAUUUUCCUUUUAAUCCUUAUUUAGUCCAUGAGUAAAUCUCGGCAGAGUCUCAUAUAGCGGGAUCUUUGAGACGGUGCUGUGUCUUCUUAAACGGAUGGUGGGGAGUGAAAACCUUUACGUCUCUUCUGUAUUUAUUGUAAUAUUCACAUGAACACUAUUCAGAAUAUAGAUUAAUUUGAUGUUUAAAUGCAAUUGCAUUUAUAGCGUACUCUAUGUUUAUAAAUAAAAUUAUAUAAAUUAAAA